Messenger RNA from Pecten maximus, 5631 nucleotides. RefSeq lists its product as uncharacterized. Bases 108 to 3569 code for a protein of 1153 amino acids. The transcript is spliced from 19 exons. NCBI's taxonomy places the organism in Eukaryota, Metazoa, Mollusca, Bivalvia, Pectinida, Pectinidae. The record is from RefSeq and is a predicted model, not a curated record. Gene Ontology annotation, cellular component: cytoplasm; nuclear envelope.
GUCUACCACGACUCUUUACCUGUCCUUCAAUAAUGAGAGUGGAUUGUGUCUUUACCAAUAGACACAUGUGUUUGUGUUCCCAUUUUCUGUCCAUUGUUCAAAUGUAAAUGGAAACAUUAGUCCAGAGACUCGCGGGGAACUACAAGACAAGCAGCCCCCGUUACCUGGGUGAUGAUGACCCUCAAAUCCAGGCUUACUUGAUUAAUCAAGCAACAAGCCCAGAACCAGUGGAAGAGGUUUUCGACGAAGACGGAGUAAUACGUCUGUACAUUCCAGAGUUUGAUAAUUACGGAGGAGAGGAAACCGAAAGAAGUGACACACAUUUCCCCGGCAGUGAUCCCUCUGACCCUUGUAUCCUUGAAGAUCAAUUCUGUGUUGAUGAGGUCACACAUCAAGGAAAUUCUAACACUGUUUAUCGUGUAAAAUCAGCUCCCCCUGGUGGUCGUGUAGGGAAACAACCUAUCAGUAAUAAUUCUCCAACUUUUUCUCCAAAGGAAUCAGGUCGAACGUACAUAACUGCUAAUAAUUAUUUACAGAAUUUAUAUCCAAAAUCACAGCGAUAUAUUCAUAAAACUGUAUAUGAAGUUACGUCCCCUAACAAGAGUGAUCCAACCGACAACAUUCGAGGAAGGUGUACUAAUGUUACUGCCGUCUUAAACAAACCCAUAGCCUCACCUUCAGAAACGGGAUUUAAAAAACGAACAAAACCCAUUCGUCCCAGUUACAGUGCUAAUUCUAUUCGUAAAGUAGGAAAACAAAAAGAAACUAAGAAGAUGAAUUACAUCGGUGGAGAGCGGUUUAUAUCCAAUGGAAUGACGUCAGGCAAUAUGAUGUCUACUCACAUGACAACGUCAUCGUCAAGUCAUAUAAAUCGUGUUCAGGAGAAAGAGGAGCUACAGCGUUUGAACGAUAGGUUCAGUUCUUAUGUGCAGCGUGUGCGACAGCUACGUGAACAAAGUGGACAAAUUGACUCCUCAUCGUUCCUUAAGACCACUAAACAAUUAGAGGAGGAAGUGGCGAACCUUAAAAAUUUAUAUGAACAUGAACUCAACAACAUCAGGUGUCAGCUAGAUGAGGUGACAAAGGAAAAGAACUCCUUUCAUCUACAGUUCAACAAGAGUAACCAAACUGCAGCUGACCUUCAGGACAGAUUUUCAGUAGAAGUAGACAAGAAUAGGAAGCUAACAGACGACAUCAAUGUGUGUCAGAGAAAGAUGGUGGCUUUACAGGCCGAACUGGAGGACGCCAAAAUGUCAUCCAGUCAACCCUACGAGGAUAUCAAUCGGCUGCAGCGAGAUAUUGACUGCCUUGUAAGAGAAAAUGAAAAUUACAAGAGAAGAUCUGAGAAGGAACAGUUAAUUAGACAAGAGUGUGAGGACAAGCUGAGCCAGUGUAUGAAGAAGGCCGAAUUCAACGAACAGGUGUUCAACCAGCAGAUGAACGAGGCCCGUGAACGGCUGAAUGUAUCCACGGCUACCAUACUGUCACUGGAAGGUCGUGUGCGCGACCUGAGUAAGACGGACACUACGGUGCCCGAGAUGAUUCGUCAAGUGAGGGAGGCAGCCGAGGAGGAACUUGCUCAGUACAAAAUGAAUUCUGAAAAUGAAUUCGCCCGCAAUAUAAACUCUCUGAAAGUCCAGAUGGAAAAUGAUGCCCAAACAGUAGAAAGGAUAAACCGAGAGAAAUCUGACCUGUUGGGAAGCACCGGCGAGUUAAAGGCCAGGAUUACCUCCCUUGAGGGACAGAUACAGAUGUUGGAACAUCAGAGAAAGUCUGCUGAAGAAAUGUUGCAGCAAGAACGACAGCGAUCUGCUGAACAGAUUCAAAUCAUGGAAAAGAAAUUCCGGGAAGUCCAAGAUUUACUUAUUGUGAAAAUGAGGGAAGUGAAUGUGUCGCGAGACACAAACAUCCCACUGAAGGCAGAGAUUGAGGCCAUGAAGGUUCUACUAGAGGAGGAGGAGCGCAGACUUUGUAAUUCUGCUGUUUUCACUACACAACAAACCACAACUACGCCAGCUACUGUGGCAUACACUGCCGCCAUGCGACCUUUGACUCCCUCAGCUCCUCCCAUGUCGCCAGCUCACCCAGCCAUGUUUUCUAACAUGCAUCUGACAGAAGUCGGCCCGGAUUCUAUGGUGCCCCAUACCGAGAUGCUUGACCCUGUUGUAUCUUCAACCCUAGCCAAACAGGAAUAUGAAACCAUGGCAUCCUCACCUGACUUCCCUUGUGCCACACGUUAUACUUAUGAGGCCACACCCAGUAUGAACCGUCUACAGAUCGAACCGUCACCACCUGUUACUCCUCGACCUGUUGGUCCAGUUGCCAGGGUCAAAUCAGCCCCAGCCUCCGGCCAGGGUAGAAUCACAGCAGCAGGCCUUGUACCGGCCAGUCUUGGUCAAGGAAAGGACUACUUUGAUGAAAUGUUCCGUGAUCUUACACGAGAGACACUUUACACACAAGUACGCCCAAAAAGUAGUCCCACUGAACGACAACCAACGUCGACAUACCACGAUUAUAAUACCUCCACCUCCAGCAGAAGUGAAAGUGUAGGACUCCCGGAGUGCGAGUCUCCCGACAACACAUUUACGUUUAGUGAGGGUAAGAAAGCAAAGAAGGGCAAGUUAAAACGCAAAUUGUGUGGUGAACAGUACUACUACGCCAGUGCCAUAGGAGACAUCAAGAUCCUUGAGGUGAACCAGGAGGGCAAGUACAUCCGGCUGUCCAACGACUCGGAGCAGGAGGCAGAGUUUGGAGGGUUUAUGAUCCAACAGAAUGUCGGAGGACACCCAGUAGCUGUAUACAGAUUCCCUUCACGCGCCAAAUUCCCCAAACAGUCCACCAUCACUGUGUGGUCAGGAAGUAACGAGGCCAUCCUACACCAACCCCCAACAGACUACGUGUGGAAGGAGCAAAGCAAGUGGGGCACUGGGCCCGAAUGUACCACCAUCCUCUGUAAACCUAACGGCCAGGCUAUUGCAUGGACUACAGCUGCACACAGAUUCACCAGAAACGCGUUUGAAGAUACACGACCAAACUCAGACUUAGACGACUAUCAAGAAAACACAGAGCCAGUCAUGAAUGCCGACCAGGAAAGUUUAACAGAUAUGACUGUUAACAUCAACGAACCGCGACCAGAUCCCGUUUACUUACGCAGAGAGAAGCAGGCUCCACCAACACUGGUCCCACAAAAACAUCCCCAUGGUAUAAGUCCUGGCCGAGAGUCUCAUCCUCAUUCUGGACAAGCACGACCUCUAACAUACGGCAAUGAUAACAGUACAUUGAACCGCCAGUCUCGGUCACAGACCACACGUCCAGAUCCCGUCCCAGGUCAACCUUAUGCAGGAGCAGCAGCUCAAAAGAUGGGAAGUGCACCACUGCGCAAAUUUUCACCAAACCAGAUGACUCGCGGAAACACAAACAUGUCUAAACAAUCGUCAUUUUGGAACAACUCCUCAAGAAAUAGAAAGACUGCUGGUACUAUCCGGUUUGGACCACCGACACCUUUCUUAUCUCCCUUGCAGCAAGAGUUCAACAGCCGUUCCACUUCACUUGUUCGCUUCACUAGUUAAAUCACGAACUUCCCUAGGAAAAUGAGCGGCCAUCGACUCCACCAAAUUCAUUCAUGACUCCCCACAACAGAUUUGAGACGGGGUUAAAGCAGAUCCAGUCCCAGCACAAUAUGGAUUUCCUGCCCCCAAUGCCACGCCCCCCUCUCUUCUCCUCAUGGUAGUGCCACAUCCAUGUUCACUGUCAUCGUCAGGCUGUCAACACUUUCUGUCAACAUUUUGCUGUUAAGACUCGGAGUAACAUGUUAUGUUAACUUACUGUAAAUGUAAGGAUACAAAGCUGUUGUAAUCACAUUUGUCCAUGGACCAUUUUGAAAACUUCUGUCUUCCUGAUCUUUCGCUCCGUUUCGUAUACACUGUAUAUUGUGUGUGGUGUAAAAUCUGAACUUUCUGUUGUUGCUGCUGCGGCUAUGUGUAAUGACCGAUAUGACUACAUCAUUUGUCAAUCUGACUAAGUAUUAGACCUUAGGGAAGACUUUCCCGGUAUUUAACAGGUUCUUCAAAAUGGUCCAUUUCAUCAAAAUGUCAAACUUAAAUGAAUGCUAUUAUUGAAAAUAUAAUGCUGUGAUAAGAAAUGGAAAUCAAAAUGGUUUGUUUUUAUACUUUAAUCUUCACAAUGUGAUAUAACAGUAUAUAGGUAUGUUAAAUAGUGAAUGGAAUUUAUUUAAAAAAGAAACUCAUUAAACGACCAUCAUAUAUAUGUCUAAUGACAUCGCCAUGACAACGUAAACAAGUUAGAAGCCUUACUGCCAUUUAGAACCUAUGUAUGUAGUAUAUAUAGUGCGACACGGAUAGAGUAUGACAAGGUGUAACACGCAGUAUUAGUUGCUGAUCAAUGUUUUUAUCACGUAUACAUGGUUUAGUUACAUGUCAAUGUGUUAAGUGUUUUUGUUCAUUGUCUUCAAAUCAUAAUUGACCAAUAGACACUACAGCUGAAAGAAUGGCAUCAGACCCUACGAGGAAACACCAUUGCCAUUGCUUAUAUUGGUACCACAGUUCUUCACUGAAGUGGCUUAUACAAGAAGAUAUUCAGGGAACUUUGAACACGAUAUUGAUAUGCAUAAUUCUAAAAAAUAUAUUAAAGUUAGUUUGUUAAGUAUUUAUUUAGAUAUUUCCAGCUGUAGAUUUUAUACAUAGUUCUAUCUUUAUUUUGUGAUCCGUCCAUAUAAUCAUUUGAUGUAUCAAUCUCAUAUAAUAUUUUUAUUAAGCAGAAGUAAUUCCUUAUAAAGGGAGAUAACCGUGUUAGUUUACCCAAACAAGGGAGCAUUUAGUGCUGUAUUUGUUAGAGAACUAUGGAGAUGAUAGUAGUCAUUAUGUAGUAGUAGACUUGUACAGUGAUCAUUCUUGUCCUGUCACCAAUCUUGUGCUGUUAAUUGUGCCUAGAUUUUGUUAUGAUUUGAUUCAUUCCCUCCAAAGAAACCUGUGAUAUUUACAUUGUAUAAUAUAUUGCUUAAGUUAGAGGAAGCUAAACUGUAUGUACAGCUUAUAACUUCAUGCUAUGAAUUGUUUAUUACACAGAUAUAUAAUUACAUGAUGUAGGGGAAGAUUAUUUGUAGGUUUUGUUGAAUUAAGGAUUUAAAUGCUGGAGGGAUGUUUGGAACAAAAUCUGUAUUGAUAGUAAGACACUUUAUUGGUAUUAUUUCUCACCUUUUAUAUCUGAUUCAUGUUCAUGUUUUUUUUCUUUUUAACUUUACAAUUACAUUGAUAAAAUUUCAUUUUUUAAUAAAUUAUGUAAAAUAUAUAGCAAUUUUUCUUUUCUUCAUUUUUUAAAUUUUUUUUUUAGAGAUUUAUAAUAUACAAGGUUUUCUGCGGUGAUAAAUGUUGAUGGUAAAUAAUUGUCUAUUUAUAGAUUCCUGUCCUGAUUUACAAGUGAGGCAGGUUUUACUAACUUAAACAACUUCAUGUUCCAGUAACCAUAUUAAGGAGGAUAACCAGAUAAUCUGUGCUUUGUAGAAACUUUGUGUCCAGGUAGCCAGAGUUAAGAGUAUUGAAUGCUAUGGAGAGGUUUAUUUUUAUUUAGCAUUAUCUUCUAUCAAAUUUUAAAUAAAUAUGAAAUUAAUCUUAA